Prunus mume (Japanese apricot) is the source of this 467-nucleotide messenger RNA. RefSeq names its product StAR lipid transfer-like protein. Lineage: Eukaryota; Viridiplantae; Streptophyta; Magnoliopsida; Rosales; Rosaceae. The record is from RefSeq and is a predicted model, not a curated record.
GAAUCAAAACCAGCUGCUUUAUAAUCAGCGCAGAUGCAGGAGGAGGAGGACACUCUGGAGAGUGGAGGAAGUGGUGGUCGCGGUGGGUCCCGCUCUCACUUGUGGUGGGCCGGGGCCAGCGCGGCCCAGUUGGGUUGGGCCGUGGUUUCGUCCCGGGGAGGUUGCGCCGGAAAUUCCACGACGAUGCCUUUCAAGGCCUUUGCCGUUGCGUCCCUCUACGUCGGCUCCAUCGCCACCGCGGGCGUCGCUGGCCUGCAAGCCUCUGGAAUCCGCAAGGUGGAGGAUCUAGUAGAGCUGGGUGCAAACAUAAGAACUGGACUUGGGGUACCUCAGAGGACAAGAGACGAAUAACCUUUCAUUGUUUGGUUGUAAUAAUUUUAUGUUUCGAAUUCAAUUUCAAUUUUAUUAUAUAAAACCAACACCUUUAUGUUGGAUUCUCAUCUUGAAAAUAUAUAUUUUUUUUUUCA